AUGAAGACCACUAUCACCACCGCCCUUGUGAUGGCCGCUGUAGGAGCCAUGGCGGCUCCUGCAGCUUGGACCUUGGUGCCCACUGACACUGCCGCGUUGGAGGAGGCUGCUGCUACCACUUCAACGCCAGCGCCAACCACCACCGUCGCGGCCGCGCCGGCCACCACCACAGAGGAAGGCGGUGCAAUGGUCACUCCCGCUAGUGAGUCUCUUCCCUGCGAAGAGCCCGACCCAUGCGAUACCUUUACUUCUCCCUGCGAAACCACCGAUCCCUGCGACGAGUGGAGUACCAGAGGAACACCUACUGGUUUCUAUGCCGAGCCCACUGCGGCCGAGGCCACCGUCACCGACCCUGCUUGGGCUACGCCCACUUCCUUCAGCACGUCGGCUGAUGCAAGCUCAACAGCAACUGAAAGCCCUGAACCUUGCGGCGACGAAGAGGGCACUUGGACUACAAGUUCCUCUUCGACUUCCGCUGCCGCCACCACCACGGACCCAUGUGAUGAGGAGUGGAGCUCCAGUGCUACCUGGAGCGCUUCCGCCACCGCCACAACCUCCUCUUGGGCCUCCGAGGAUUGCGAUGACGAGCCUACUGCCACUUCUACUGCUUCUGAUACUGCCACCUGGAGCAGCGAAGAGUGCGAUGAGCCGACCCCGACGGUCACCUACUACACCACUUCUGACGCGGCCUCUGCUACUGCUACUGCCGACUGGAGCAGCGAGGAGUGCGACGAGCCCUCCGCUAGCGUUACCAGCUACGAGGCCUCCAGCACAGAGGCUGCCGACACCACCAGCACCACCUUCGAGCCUCCUGCGCCCACUGAUGCUGGCCACCACCCUGGUGGAUGGGCUCCCGCCGGUAGCGCCCCCGCCGGAGGCGCUCCUGCCGGCAAUUGGACCGCUACUUCUGCCUCAAGCGGCACUGCUACCUCGUCUGCUUCCGCCAGCAGCUCUUCCACUGCCGCUCCUCUGACAUUCGAGGGCGGUGCCUCGUCUGCCAAUGCUCUCGGCUUCAAGGCCGUUGCCGCUCUCGUCGCUCUCAUUGCCAGCGGUGCCUAUCUCCUGUAG
Messenger RNA from Xylona heveae TC161, 1068 nucleotides. RefSeq lists its product as hypothetical. The record is from RefSeq and is a predicted model, not a curated record. NCBI's taxonomy places the organism in Eukaryota, Fungi, Ascomycota, Xylonomycetes, Xylonales, Xylonaceae. The transcript has a single exon. The coding region runs from base 1 to 1068 and encodes 355 amino acids.